Molecule: messenger RNA, 1044 nt
Organism: Priapulus caudatus
Lineage: Eukaryota; Metazoa; Priapulida; Priapulimorpha; Priapulimorphida; Priapulidae
Product: inositol-3-phosphate synthase 1-like
Biological process (GO): phospholipid biosynthetic process; inositol biosynthetic process
Cellular component (GO): cytoplasm
Molecular function (GO): inositol-3-phosphate synthase activity
Source: RefSeq, a predicted model, not a curated record
GACAUCUCCUCUGUCAACCUGGCCGCAGCAAUGGAGCGAGCCGGCGUCCUAGACUGGAACCUGCAGCAACAGCUGCGUCCGCACAUGGAGAAUCUGAAACCGCGGGCGUCCAUCUACAUCCCGGAUUUCAUCGCAGCCAAUCAGGCGGAGCGGGCAGACAAUGUGCUGACCGGAACCAAACAGGAAGUGAUGGAGCAGGUGAGGGCGGACAUCCGGGACUUCAAGCAGCAGCAGCGGCUGGACAAGGUCAUCGUGCUGUGGACGGCCAACACGGAGCGCUUCUGUGACGUCACGCCGGGUCUCAACGACACGGCCGACGAGCUGCUGCGGUCGAUAGCAGCCGACGCGGCGGAGGUAUCACCGUCAACGCUGUUCGCAGUCGCCAGUAUCUUGGAAGACUGCUGCUACAUUAACGGCGCGCCGCAGAACACCUUCGUACCAGGAGUCAUCGAGCUGGCAUCGCCGCCCGCCCAGUCGCACCAUCUCGGCGACGACUUCAAGUCGGCGCAGACCCGCGUCAAGUCCGUGCUCGCAGACUUCCUCGUGUCCCGCCGGCAUCAAGCCGUCUCGAUCGUCAGCUACCCACCCCUUCACCGGAACAACGACGGCCUCAACCUGUCCGAGCCGCGACAGUUGUCGCUCGAGGAGGUGACGAAGAGCGGCGUCAUCGAUGACGUCGUCGCGUCAAACCGGAUCCUGUACGCGACGCCAGCGAUCGCGAUGGGCGGCCGCACACGCCUUCGUUUCCUGCACAACACGUGCGAGACUCGCUGCUUGCCCGCUCCUCACGUAGUCGACCUCUCAUCAUCCCUCGCCAGAGCUGUGCGCGCGCCGGUUUGCGCUGUUAGCGUCGACGCGGCGCCACCUACCGCACGGCAUCCCACCCUCCAGUGCCUGUCCAGCGUGCUGGCCUACCUCGUACAGGCGCCGCUCGUGCCACCGCCGGCAAGCGCCGUAGUUAACGCUCUGUUCGCACAGCGAGCGUGCCACUCGAGAAAACGCUAUGCUGCGCGCUGCGCCGGCCUGCCUCCCGUUAACACAUGA